Messenger RNA from Pelobates cultripes (western spadefoot toad), 457 nucleotides. NCBI's taxonomy places the organism in Eukaryota, Metazoa, Chordata, Amphibia, Anura, Pelobatidae. The record is from the annotation of a GenBank genome assembly.
AUGAAGUUAAUAUUCAAUUUAUCUCAGAAGAUCUUAACAGAACAUCAUUCAUCCGUGCUCUCUAAAGGGUUAACAUUUGUACCUGUUUCCAGACCAGCUCCACUUCAAGUGGAUAUUGAAUUAUACAAAAUACAACGGACUUUGACGAACUAUGAACGAUGGAAAGAUAAUCCUACUACAGCAGAUACUUCCACUCAAAUUACAAAAAAUCCCUUUAAGAUUAAAUAUAAAGGAGAUCAGAAAACCUCCAACAUUUCCAUUAAAACUUUUAUGCAAUCAGUGAAAAACGAAUCAGAGAUGAUAUUAAAAAAUCCUACCGAUCAUCGACAGAAUCUUUCUAAAGCUGAGAAGAUUGCCUUAAAAGACCUGAUGACUGACCCUAACAUUAUCAUUCGACCCGCCGACAAAGGUGGAGUGAUUGUGGUGAUGGCUUAUGAUAAAUACAAAGAAGAAAUUU